AAAUAAACACACACGCACGCAGUCCAGAGCGACAGGGUCCUUUAAUUCUCAAUCAUGGAGGACAUAAAGAAGAGAAAGCUGGACAACAGUGAAGGAAUCUCACCGCAUUCAGAGGAAGACUUGCGCGCCCUUCUUGACCCUCUCGCCAAGCCCCAGCUCGUCGAUCUCCUAGCUAAACUGGGUUCCCAAUAUCCUUCAAUUGCAGAGGAAAUUAAGGGUAUAGCCACAGCAGAUCCUGUUCACCGCAAGCUUUUUGUUCGUGGGUUGGCCUGGAAUACCUCUUCCGAUACUUUGUGUGCUGCAUUUAGUGAGCAUGGAGAAAUUGAGGAAGGAGCUGUCAUCUAUGACAAAGCGAGUGGAAAAUCGCGGGGAUAUGGUUUCAUCACUUACAAACAUAUGGAGUCAACUCACCGUGCGCUCAGAGCUCCUAGCAAGUUAAUUGAUGGUCGCAUGGCUGUUUGUAAUUUAGCAUGUGAGGGGUUAACUGGUUCAACUUCUAGCCAAGAUCUUACCCAGAGGAAACUCUACAUUGGGGGCUUAUCACCAAAUGUCACUAGUGAGAUGCUCCUCCACUUCUUUGGCAGGCACGGUGAUAUAGAAGAAGGUUCAGUUGCAUAUGACAAGGACACAAAUGAGUCACGUGGGUUUGGCUUUGUAACGUUCAAGACAGUGGAGGCUGCAAAGAAGGCCAUAGAUGAUCCACAAAAGACCCUUGGGGGGAGGAAUGUCAUUGUGAAACUUGCCGAUUCCCACAAAGGCAGAACAAUUCAAACACAGUUACCGACACCAAUGUUUCAAAUGCCGUUGCCUUUAGCACCUGGAUAUGCACAACCUGGAAAAGCCCAUCCAAGCACCGCCCCUCAUGGCUAUGGUUACCCACCAGCUGUGGGACCAUACCAUGAUAAUACUUAUUCAAGUCCUCCCACAGCUCCAUACCCAACACAGUCACAAAUUCCGUAUCCAUAUUACAUUGGCAAACAAUAAUUGAUGACAGACAGUUUUCAGCAUAUGUUUUGCAGGCCUCUAAACUAGUUUGCACAUCUGGUAGAUGAUUUAGGGAGAAUGUGUGUUGGGUUGGAAUCUUAUGUGGCAUAGAAGCUACGUUUCUGCACUGGAAUUUUGCUCUUGUUGUACUAUUAACAUGGUGUAGUCAAAACCUUUCAGUUGUUGUAGGUAGAUUUUUUACCAUGUUGUUAGAACUAGGGUACCAUUUUCCUUUGUUGCGAUGGAGACUUGUUAGACUAAACCCAAAGCUAUCACUUUUCACAAAAAAUUUGUUUGCUUGUCACAUGUUUUUCUUCUUUUUGUACUUCUGUUGCUUGAUUCUGUAAAAGAGAUGCUCAGGCAUUGAUGAAUUCGCCCGAUGAUUACACUUCGGUUGUAGAUGAACCUGACGGACACUUAACCUACCCAAUUCUGCAACUAAUUGCAACACUUUGCAUGCAAGGGUACUCCAACAGCCUCCAUGUAUAAUUUCUUUUUGCGUUGUAAAUUACACCAAGUGAUGCAGGGUUUGUAGGUUGGGUUUUGGAGGCGGUGAUUUCAGUCUGGAGUGGACUUCUGAUAAGAGUAACUGAUCAAGUAUGGCUAAAUGCCUGUUUCGAACUGAAGACCAGUUGGGAUAAGGAAAACUGUAGCUAGUUCUUUGUAUGGGAAGGUACAUACAUUGUCUGGGCUGUUUUCAUCUGGACAAAGAUUUGUCAAACUGAAGGAAGUUUACUUCCAGGAAAUCUUUGAGCUCGGCAAGGUUAUUGUUAUUUAAGAAGGCGAUAUUGUCUCCA
This is a messenger RNA of Rosa chinensis, 1781 nucleotides long. RefSeq names its product UBP1-associated protein 2C. The record is from RefSeq and is a predicted model, not a curated record. Lineage: Eukaryota; Viridiplantae; Streptophyta; Magnoliopsida; Rosales; Rosaceae. The transcript has 7 exons. Bases 55 to 984 code for a protein of 309 amino acids. Gene Ontology annotation, molecular function: RNA binding.